Messenger RNA from Etheostoma cragini (Arkansas darter), 2421 nucleotides. It is a transcript of the gene amh, whose product is annotated as anti-Mullerian hormone. The record is from RefSeq and is a predicted model, not a curated record. The coding region runs from base 51 to 1757 and encodes 568 amino acids. The transcript is spliced from 7 exons. Lineage: Eukaryota; Metazoa; Chordata; Actinopteri; Perciformes; Percidae. Gene Ontology annotation, molecular function: growth factor activity. Gene Ontology annotation, biological process: gonad development.
AGACACACAAACACACACAAGCACACACACAAGGUGAUCAUCAAGGACACAUGAUAUUCCUCUUUGGGCAGCGUGUUCGUGAGAAGGCAAGGUGGGACAAUAUAUCUCCCUUCCUCGUGAGCCAUUCAAAACAGGCGAUUGAGAAGAGUGGACCCACACGGGCACACGUACAGACAGGGAACAUGUUCACUUUGGAUGUCUUCUGUUGUGGAGCGUUGAUGCUCUGCUGCACCCGGCUCUGUGUAGCCCACCGCCCCAAACUGACAGAGCACACCUUCCCACCAACAGAGACCUCAUCAGCCUCCAAAGUCUCUCAUCCCGUCUUCUACAACGCACCAUGCUUCGUGGAUGACAUAUUCGCAGCGUUGUGUGAAGGUGUUGGGAGCGACGGUGAAUUCUCAAACCUCACUUUGACUCAGUUUGGAAUCUGCGUGGGAUCUGAUAGCUUGUCUGACUCCGUCUUAUCACAGCUUGCGAAGGAAGCGAGCAGGAACCAGAGAAAUGGAUUGGAGGUUUUGCAUCCAACUGGAGGGCUCUUUGUAGAGGAAGAUAAGAGUGGAAUGCUCAUGUUGACCUUUGACCUCCCACAGUCUCCUUUGUUCGAGCUGAGCCCCGUGCUGCUCUUGGUGUUUGAAAGUCCCCUCUCCGGAGGAAACCUGGAUGUCAAUUUCAAUAGUCAGUGGCUGCACCCCAACACACAGUCUGUGUGCAUUUCAGGAGAAACGCAGUACAUAAUGCUGACAGGAAAAGCAUCAGAGGCCAACAUUCACCAGAAAUGGGUGAUUUCUGUCGAAACUAAAAAGGCUGAAAUGAACCAAAGCCUAAAAGACAUCUUUAUUGGUGGAAAAUCAGGAAGUAACAUCAGCAUGACCCCACUUCUGCUUUUCUCUGGGGAAAGAGGAACUGAUACAAGAUAUACACACACUUCAGGUUCAUCCCCGGCCUCUUCACAGAACUCCUUCCUCUGCGAGCUGAAGAGGUUCCUGGGUGAUGUCAUGCCUCAGGAGCUGUCGGAGUCCCCCCCGCUCCGGCUGGACUCCUUACAGUCCCUGCCUCCUCUGAAGCUAGGCUUAUCCUCCAGUGACGGCCUGCUGGCAGGACUGAUCAACUCCUCUUCCCCAACCAUUUUCUCCUUCAUUAGCUGGAGCUCCAUGUUUCAGGUGCAUCAUGGAGAACUGGCCAUGUCUCCUGCACUGCUGGAGGAGCUCAGCCAGAGGUUGGAGCAGAGUGUAUUAAAGAUGAUGGAGGUGAUACGGGACGAGGAGGUGGGUCACAGAGCCAUGGCGAGGCUAGGAAGGCUCAAAGAACUCAGCGCGUUUCCAAAGAAGGAACCGGCAGCAGGAGAGAGCCAGUAUCGUGCAUUUCUUCUGCUGAAGGCCCUGCAGACGGUGGCCCGUGCAUAUGAGUUGCAGAGAGGACUGCGGGCUACGAGAGCGGGCCCCAACAAUGCAGAGGGGCGCAACAUAUGUGGUCUGAGGAGCCUCACUAUGUCUUUUGUUACGCUUUUUACGGGUCCAAACACUGCCAACAUCAACAACUGCCAUGGCUCUUGUGCUUUCCCCCUGUUGUCCAAUACCAAAAACCAUGCCGUUCUGCUCAACUUACACAUUGGGAGUGGGAGAGGGAAUGUGGACGAGCGGGCGCCGUGCUGUGUGCCUGUGGCCUACGAAGCCCUGGAGGUGGUGGAACUGCAAGAUCACGGGACUUCCAUUACCAUUAAACCAAAUGUGGUGGCAAAAGAGUGUGAAUGCCGCUAAAGCUGUUUUCCUUUUGGAGUGUAGUUAGUUGUGACACAAAAGAUAUUUUACAUAUUUAACUUACUUACCCUGGGCUUUUUGACUUUAGCUGGCAAACACCGUUAACUCGCACAUCCUACCCACCCCACAGUGACACAAAACUGGUUGGAAAUCCACAGAGUUUGCCUUUAAUUGUUACUUUAGUGUCAUUUAUUCAAUAACACAGUAUCAAUACGCUAUUAGUGAAUGCACGUUAAUUCACAGACAUCUCCUUAAGCUAUACUUUCACAUAUCUAGACAUUGUAUUAUUUGCAUUUUUCUCACAUUUACAACUAAUCAUUUUUAUGCAAACCAAAAAGUUGAAUAUGAGUAUCAUCAUCUUCCACUGUAAACAUUUCAUUUUUAUUAUAUAAGAAGUCAUUUAAAUAAAAAGCCAUUGUUUAUUCAGGGCAAACCUCUUAUCAUCCAUAAGACAAUUUUUUGUGCUUUAAUCAAGAGUUCAGUUAUCAUUGAAAACAUUGUCUUACCAUAUGUCACACUAACCAAACUUAACCUCCCAGAUUAAUAUAAAUUAUUGUUCUGUACUUGUCUUAAUGUCUGUAUGUUUUAAAACUGUCCAAAUGUCCUACGGCUUCAUUUUAUGUUUUAUGCACCAAUAAUAAAAGAAUAUAUGGUUCUAAAACUA